AUGAACUCAUCCCCCAAACGGUCAUACCACUCGGACCACACAUCCCCAGAUAUCGGGGAGACAUCCGAGAACCGGAGAAAAGACCCCAAAGUCAGCCGGGCCUGCGAUGCAUGCAAGCUCAAGAAAAUCCGCUGCUCUGGGACUUGGCCCUGCAGCACAUGUGCUAGACGUAGACUGGCCUGCACGUUUGCGAGUCGAUACGGCCGUGGCAGGCCUCCGACUCCACCGGCCUCGAGUGUGCAGCAUAUCGCAGAUGCAGGAGCAAGCACAGCUAGUCGGUCUAUCUCUGCAUCGUGCUCUGUACCUCCCGAUGCGACGGGGGACGAGCACGAAGUGCCUGGACGGCGGGCAGCGUCUGAACUGGUCAUCGAGGGACAGUACUUCGAUCUCACAUCCGGCCUGACCUUUCUUCAUAGAGCGUGGAGCAAGCUCUCAGCCCAACGGGAGGAUUCUGUCUGCUAUGGCUCGAACGAUGCCGAACGGAAUCAGCUUCUUGCGUCUGCUGGGGAUAGACCAUUUUAUCUGGAACAGCCCAGGGCCGGGAACGAGGUAUUCCCUGAUGAAGAGACAGCGCGCCGUUUAUUUGCCUUUUACUUCGACACCUGCGUCGUGACAUACCGCAUGCUGCACCGACAGACAGCAGAAGGCUGGCUAGCCACGAUGCUCCGGAACAGCGCCCAUAACUACGCAGUAACAGCAUCAGUCGGGAACUCACGAGCGGCGAUAAUCCUCACCAUCUUCGCAAUCGCGAGUUUCCGCAAACUGAAGAUCGAAAACGGCUGCUCGAGCGAUCUCGACCCCGUAGCAUUUCGAGAAAGCGACGCCCUGUUCUGCGCUGCGAUGCACCUCACCGACUCCGAAAUGGGCUUUCCUCGCCUCGAGUCUGCCCAGGCUCGCUUGGUCCAGGUGCUGUAUCUGCUGCAGACUUCGCGCAUGAAUAAGGCGUGGUAUACCUUUGGCAAUGCGUACCAGAUUAUCUCGUCUCUGGGCCUUCACCGGAGGCAGCACCGGCAGCAGCAGCCGGGGACGUCAUUUGGAGAACGCUCCGAUUACAUUGCUCAUCAGUGUGCGAAGCGUGUGUUCUGGACGGCGUAUACGAUCGAUAAAUACCUGAGCGUGGUCUUUGGCCGGCCGCGUCUGCUGCACGAUGAUGAGAUUGACCAGGACUUCCCGGAUACCGUGAACGACGAGGAGAUGGGGACCCAUGGCCCUUCAACGUCCGAGGCAAACGAGGAGAGCCAUAUCAUCUCGUUGAUAUUCCAUGCCAAAAUCGCAAAGAUCAUCGGACGCAUAUCGCGCGAAGUAUACCGCGUCGGCGAAGGGCGAAAUGCACAGCGCGCAGCAGCAGCCGACUGUCUCGUUCGAGAACUGCAUACCUGGCACUCAGAGCUGCCUCCUCACCUUGGUACCGUGAAGCCUUCCACCCUAAUCCCCAGUUUCCGGCGCGAGGCGACAGCGCUGAGUCUUGCGUACCUGCAUGCGGUCAUUCAUGCGACACGGCCGUUCUUACUAGGCGAUGGAAACCAUUCCAAUGGAAACCAUUCCAGCGAUCAGCCCGAGGUCAAGGAUAGAGUCAAUGAAUGUCUCUCCGCUGCAAGAAAGACCCUGGAGCUUGUAACCAAUAUGGCCAACGAUGACCACCUGUUCCAUUCGUUCUGGUGGACGCAGUAUGUCCUGUUCUGUGCGUUGGCGGUUGUCUAUGUGUGGGAGAUUCAGCAGAACGCAAACAGUUCAAUUUCAACUCGGACAGCCCAGGACCAAGAAGCAAGGUCUUUAUAUGAGCUGGCUGAAAGCUGCCGAUUGCGUCUGCUGCAGGGGAAUUCGGCUGCACCGUCAAGUCACCGGUAUGGCAUCAUCCUCGAGGAACUGCACUCGGAGGCCCAGCAGCAGAGUCUAAGGAACAAUGGCACUCGUCAAUCCUCUACCAGACCGCAGAAUGACUUCCAGCCUGAUGAGAAUGGCCUUUACUCUGAGCAAAUGGCCAUUCCGGCUGCAGACUUCGCCCUCCAGACAGGGCCUAGUAUGUUGGAUGGCUGGCAAACGACAGACUGGCUGGAUCUGGACUCGUCGGCGUUUUAUCCGAUGAUUGAUGCAUUUCAUGUUCCUUAA
Messenger RNA from Aspergillus puulaauensis, 2109 nucleotides. RefSeq lists its product as uncharacterized. Gene Ontology annotation, molecular function: DNA-binding transcription factor activity, RNA polymerase II-specific; sequence-specific DNA binding; zinc ion binding. Gene Ontology annotation, cellular component: nucleus. NCBI's taxonomy places the organism in Eukaryota, Fungi, Ascomycota, Eurotiomycetes, Eurotiales, Aspergillaceae. The record is from RefSeq and is a predicted model, not a curated record. The coding region runs from base 1 to 2109 and encodes 702 amino acids. Gene Ontology annotation, biological process: positive regulation of transcription by RNA polymerase II; DNA-templated transcription. The transcript is spliced from 2 exons.